This is a messenger RNA of Pipistrellus kuhlii (Kuhl's pipistrelle), 842 nucleotides long. Its product is annotated as protein S100-A15A-like. Lineage: Eukaryota; Metazoa; Chordata; Mammalia; Chiroptera; Vespertilionidae. The record is from RefSeq and is a predicted model, not a curated record. The transcript is spliced from 2 exons. Gene Ontology annotation, molecular function: transition metal ion binding; calcium ion binding. Bases 205 to 726 code for a protein of 173 amino acids. Gene Ontology annotation, cellular component: cytoplasm.
AUGAACUGGGAGACAGGGAGAUGGAUGAUCUUGUGACCUUGUGUGAGUCUGAGAUGUUUCAGAUCAGGCCCUGAGGGCAGCUGGGUCCCUGAAACUGGCUGAGUUAAUCUUAGGGAGCACAUGCCUGUGAUGUCAUUUCAGGAAUGCAAUGAAGGCUCCGCUGUGCUGCCGAAGGCCCUGUGAGGCGUCACAACACCGGCCGCCAUGAUUGGAGGCCGCGAGGAUGGGCAGGGAGGGGCCCUGAGACCAGGGCGGCAGGAAGCAAAGGGCAGAGGAUGCUUGGGCUGGCCCCGAGGAGGAGCUGCUCUCUCUUCCCAGAUUCUCCACUGGCCCCAGCAGCUCCACCUCCACAUCUCUGGACUCCGCCCUUGUCCUGCUGCCAUGACGGACACGCCGGUGGAGGAAUCCCUCUUCCAGAUCAUCCGCAGCUACCAUCAGUACGCGGCCCGGGAGGGGGACGUGGAGACCCUGUCCCUGGAGGAGCUGAGGGCCCUGCUCAUGGACAACGUGCCCCGCUUCAUGGAGAGCCUGGUGCGGGGCCGGGGGCAGGGCCGGAGGAAGCCGUACUUCGUCUCCGAGCUGUUCCGGGCGGCGGACAAGGACAAGGACAACCAGAUCUGCUUUGACGAGUUCCUGUACGUGCUGGGCUGGCUGCUGAGGGACUACCACCUGCAGUACCACCGGCAGCUGUGCGCCCGCUACUGCGCCCAGCACGGCCUCUACUAGGGGAGCCCGAGUGGAGCUCUGCCACGCGUGCCUGUGUGCCCAGUGUGUGUGCUCAUGUGUGUGCAUGGGUGUGCGAGGGCACCCGGGAGGGAAGAGAAUAAAGCAACUUCACAGCA